AUGGACAAAGAAACAACGGGGCAAAGUUGUCGAAAAUGUGACGCAGCGGACAACGAGAGUAUGGUCCAGUGUGACACCUGCGACGCCUGGUACCACUUCAACUGCGUUGGAGUACAUAGCAAUGUGGCUGACGAAAGCUGGAGCUGUGAAAGCUGCCAGAAUCAUGCAUCAACCACGAACGCACAUCCAACCGCGUCGUCAUCGCCAACUACCAAGCAAGGUAACCGGCACGUGAAUUUUCUCCCAACGUUUCCAACAAUUGCGAAGAUAUCUAACUCAACAGUCAAUCCGCUUCUAAAACCUGCGACUAAUAUAGCAAAUUCUACAGUUACUACCGCUACUCCAGUAUCCACGAACUUUUCGACCUGGGCUUCUUCGAACUGGAAUUUCGAACCCAGUACAUCAGUUCAGGUAUCGCAACUGCCAAAUAAAUCAAGUGAGUAUAACCCAGGGCUACAACAAUUCACAACGGGCAGCAUCGCCACCUCUGCAAAUGAGAUCUCGUACAGUCAACCAAAAGUAUUCUCGUCGGUGCAGCAAGUAGGUAUACGAAAUGACCAAGGUAUGCAGAUGCCAUUCAACUCCGAAAUAUAUCGAAACCUUCAGCUUGAAAAGUUGGAAGAGCAGAUGAAAUUGCAACAACAAUAUUUGGACAACAAAUAUAAGAUUCUUUCGCAGUAUAACGACCUGCCCUCAUCCAGCACUUCGAUGGCCUCUUUUAGCAAUGGGCCUACAUCUGGGCAAUUAGCAGCAAGGCAGGCCAUACCUAAGCAGCUCCCAACCUUUAAUGGCGACCCUGAAGAAUGGCCGCUCUUUAUUAGCAGUUUCGAUAACAGCACUACGGUCGCGGGGUACACGGAUGCGGAGAAUUUAAUUAGAUUACAAGCGAGCCUUAAAGGCAAAGCACGGGAGAUGGAGUUGGUUGACAAGCUCCCCAACAACCAAAAGCUGAACUGGGCGGCUCACCCGAAAGAUGAAAAGACUCCGGUGGUGAAACAAUUCAGCGACUGGUUGUACAAUCUAGCCGAAGCAGCCAGUACUGUCGUCUCUUUAGCACCUGCUAAAAGUAGUGCUACGGUUAACACGCAUACUAUCGACGUGAACACUCAGCAUCCAUCACCAGCUCGCAACAUACCAAGGAGCAAGCAGUGUAUAAUUUGCAAGAGCAACGAUCAUAAGGUAAUGCAAUGCGACACUUUUAAAAAAUUUACACUUCAGCGAAAAUGGGAGGAAGUUAAGGCGAACAACCUCUGUCGCCAAUGUUUGAAUCCGCAUAGACGGAAAUGUUUUAUGAAUAAAGUAUGUGGUGUAGAUGGUUGCACUAUAAAACAUAAUCCGUUACUACAUAAAACAAUCACGGUAAUGAGCCAACAAAAACCCAUCGCCGUAAGUACAAAUACAAACGAAUUUUUAGAUGCGCAGAUAAAUACGCACAGUAGCAGCCACGAAGAAAUGCAGCCACUCUUCAGAAUCGUUCCGAUUCGCAUUUAUUCUAAAAAUAAAGUACUGAAUAUAUUUGCAUUUUUAGAUGAAGGCUCUUCUGUGACGCUAAUGGAAAAAAGAAUAUUUGAUGAAUUAGGCUUGAAAGGUGAACGAGACCCUCUGUGUUUGCGGUGGACAGGUAACACGACGCGUGUUGAAGAAAAUUCUGUGCGGGCGGCCAUCGAAAUUUCGAGUGUGACAAAUUGGCAGAAAUAUACUCUCAAGAACAUUCAUACUGUUGACGAUCUCAAUCUUCCGGCACAGUCAAGCAAUGCAUCUGCGAUGGAGCGGCUAUAUCCAUAUCUAGCGGGACUGCCAAUUGCAUCAUAUAACAACGUAAAACCAUCAUUGCUUAUCGGUGCGGACAACUGGAGGUUGGCAAUUCCACUCAAAAUUAGAGAGGGAACCUGGUUCCAGCCCAUAGCGUCAAAAACCCGUUUAGGAUGGUCGUUGCAGGGGUGCAAUUCAAGACAGACUGCCGAAUAUCGACUAAAUAUACAUACAUGCGAUUGUCAAAAAGGAUACGAUGAGCUGCACGAGACUGUAAAAGAAUUCUUCACGUUAGAGUCAUCCAAACCUACUCAGCUACUGUCGGAAGAAGAUGCCAAAGCUGUGAGUAUUGCGAAUAACACUUGUAAAAAGGGCGAUAACUUUUACGAAAUUGGGCUACCGUGGCUUACCUCAAGUGUAUUGCUACCCAACAGCAAUGUAUAUGCUUUACAACGGCUGAUGUGUUUGCAGAGGAAGUUUGUUAAGGAUCCUAUGCUAAAAUCUAAUAUUCAAAUUCAAAUCAAUAAUCUACUUUCCAAGGGGUACGCGAAAAAACUCUCCCCGAUUGAGGCUGCUAUUUCUAACGGUAAAACAUGGUAUUUGCCUAUUUUCAUUGUAAGCAAUCCAAAUAAGCCUGGAAAGCUUCGGAUGGUGUGGGAUGCUGCUGCAAAGGUGAACGGGGUGUCACUCAACGACUUCCUACUGAGUGGCCCAGACUUGCUUAACCCACUCGUUAGUAUUUUAUUAGCUUUUAGAGUAGGCAGAGUGGCUAUAUGCGGUGAUAUAGCGGAGAUGUUUCGCCGUAUCAAUAUACGGGACAGCGACAUGCAUGCUCAGCGAUUUUUGUGGUGCGAUGACGGUGAUGAUCCUCAGCAACCAAGUGUUUAUGUCAUGCGAGCGUUGACCUUCGGAUUGAAUUGCGCUCCGUUUAUUGCCCACUACAUACGUGCCAAAAACGCUGACCAUUUUGAAAAUGAACUUCCUCGAGUCUCUGCGUUGGAAUUGGCUCAACAAGUAAAAAAAAAUGCAUGGCGCCGCUGGCUUCAAUAUACGUGGCUGGUCUUCAAAUUCCAAAUUUGUCGUGGAGCAGCUCGAAGAAGAUCCUAUGUCAGUUCAAUCCGUCAAAGAAUGGGGUUCAACCACGAAAGUCCUCGAUUUGCGAGACUUCGUCGCGAUGUCAUUAACGAAUCGAUCAUACCAACUAAAAGAGAAGCACUCCAAGUUUUAAUGUCGAUCUUCGACCCUCUUGGAUUUGUUUGCUGCUACACCGUAGGGUUAAAGAUCUUGCUGCAAGAUGUAUGGCGAUCUGGUCUCGCCUGGGACGACCCGCUCCAAGACAAUCUUUUCGACAAAUGGAACCAGUGGAAGUCCAUUAUGCCAUUAAUAACAGCUGCCGAAAUACCUCGAUGUUAUUCACUAUUGCUGAAAGAUGCUGAAGAUGUUCAACUUCACACCUUUGUUGAUGCCGGGGAAAGCGCGUAUGCAGCCGUUUGCUACUUGCGUGUAUCAAAGGGAAACGACGUCACGGUUAGUCUAGUGGCUGGCAAAUCCAAAGUCGCACCGCUAAAGCCAUUAUCGAUACCCAGACUAGAGUCGCAGGCGGCGGUAAUUGGUGUGAAGCUGGCGAACAUGGUAAGCAAUACGCAACGUAUUAACAUAAUGUCGAAAUAUUGGUGGACAGACUCAAAGACGGUGCUAAGAUGGAUGCGAAUGGACCCUAAAAACUUCCACCAAUUCGUGAUGCAUAGAAUAGGCGAAAUUCUAGAGGCAUCAAACGUAAGCCAGUGGCGGUGGGUUCCCUCGAGAAAUAAUCCCGCUGAUUUAGCUACAAAAACAACUACACGUCAGUGCUACCAAUUGUGGUUUACCGGCCCAAAUUUUUUAAGGUCGAGCGCAGAAGUUUGGCCGCAGUGCGAAGAGUUAAGCUUAGAGGAGUGCGACGAUUCGGAAAUUAAACAUUAUGUUCUACAUAUGAAAAAGGAACACAUGAACAACCUGAUGCUGAACGUGGAGCACUUUUCCAGCUGGAAACGUUUGUAUCGAGCUGUGGCUACAUUUUUAUUUUACGUCGACCGAUUACGCUCAGUUGUGCUAGCAAGGCAACGGAAAACAUCCAUCGACUUUGACAUGAUUCAGAAAGCUCAAUGUCUUCUUAUAAGGUAUGCUCAGUCCAUUGAAUAUUGUGAAGAGAUCAGGUGCCUCAAACGCGGUAAGAAUAUUGACAACUCUAGCAAACUCUUUACUCUAAACGUUUACUUAGACACAGAUGGCAUAAUAAGAUGCAAAAGUCGAGUUGAACACUUAAACAACCAUGAAGAUAUUAUAGUGAUGCCUAAUUCUCAUCAUGUCACCUUUUUAAUAGUGCGUUGGGCUCACGAAAAUUUCCAUCACCUGAUGCAUGAGUCUGUAAUCAAUCAAAUUCGUGGUACAUACUUUAUAAAUCGACUGAGGGUGUUGUAUAAAAGAGUGCGCGCAGAGGGUCAAAAAUGUAAAAACCAUAGCUCCAUUCCUCAGCCGCCACAAAUGGCAGCGCUGCCGGCUGCAAGAAUUGCCGCUUUCGAGAGGCCCUUCACGUAUGUAGGUAUCGACUAUUUUGGCCCAUUGCUUGUCAUCGUGGGAAGAAGGCGAGAAAAGAGAUGGGGCGUUCUAUUUACAUGUCUAACGCUUCGCGCUAUACACAUCGAAGUUGCCCACAGCUUAAAUACCAGUUCCUGUAUCAUGGCGAUACGCAACUUUAUAUCACGACGCGGCUAUCCCAGGGAGAUAUUCUCGGACAACGGCACCAAUUUCAAGGCAUCUGAAAAAAUAAUUAGCGAGAGUCUGAAAAAUAUCGAUUUGAAUGGUAUCGCCUCAUCUUUCGACCGAGUAAAAUGGAGAUUUAAUCCACCAAGCGCCCCCCAUAUGGGUGGUGCAUGGGAAAGGCUUGUGAGAUCAGUGAAGACUGUGCUUUAUGAAAUACUACCUUCAACAAGUUUCAGCGAUGAAAGCUUGCGAAGUGCAUUGAAUGAAGUAGAAUUUAGCCCGCUUACAUUUGUUUCUUUGGAAAAUGGUGACGACGAGGCUCUUACUCCCAACCACUUGCUGAUUGGGUCAUCGGAUGGCUACAAGCCAAUAUGUAGCGACACCGUCAAUCUGCGUCAACGUUGGCAAUUGACCCAACAAUUCGCUGACCGCUUUUGGCAUCGAUGGGUGAAGGAAUAUAUACCGGUCAUCUCUAGACGUACCAAGUGGUUCACAAAACAACGCCCAGUACGUAUUGGCGAUGUCGUGGUAAUUGCAGACCAAGACCUGCCGAGGAACUGCUGGCCGAAAGGCAGAAUUGUAGAUGUGGUAAAAGCGAAGGAUGGCCAAGUUCGGAGCGCUAGGGUAGAAACCAACUCAGGCAUUCUUCAUCGACCGAUUGCAAAAGUAGCGGUGUUAGAUGUCGGUACCUAG
Molecule: messenger RNA, 5187 nt
Organism: Anastrepha ludens (Mexican fruit fly)
Lineage: Eukaryota; Metazoa; Arthropoda; Insecta; Diptera; Tephritidae
Exons: 3
Coding region: 1-5187 (1728 amino acids)
Biological process (GO): DNA integration
Molecular function (GO): nucleic acid binding
Source: RefSeq, a predicted model, not a curated record